Scylla paramamosain (green mud crab) is the source of this 2282-nucleotide messenger RNA. RefSeq lists its product as uncharacterized. The record is from RefSeq and is a predicted model, not a curated record. The transcript is spliced from 5 exons. NCBI's taxonomy places the organism in Eukaryota, Metazoa, Arthropoda, Malacostraca, Decapoda, Portunidae. Bases 613 to 963 code for a protein of 116 amino acids.
CACCACUUGACCUUGAAGUGCCACGUUCAUUGAGACCAAAGUGUUCACUCACAGCUGGCGAAUCUCUGGUGUGUUGUCACUAACACGAAGCCCAGGCAGGCUGUACAGGCUCACCCACCACGCUUGGGAGUUGUCUUGAGGAGUUGCCGAUCCAAAGGCCUGGCUGAGGAGUGAUCCCGAGCCACCUGUACCAUCAAGAUGAAGGAUGUCACAGUGGUCCACCUCCUGCUGUCCGUGUGUGUGUGUGUGUGUGUGUGUGUUUGAAGGCACCCCUCAGGCCGCUGCUGUCUCCUCUGUCUGCCAAGCAAGAACCAAGCCACCCUAUUGGUUGACAGGGGAUCACCAUCAGCCCUCCCAUUAGCCCAGAGCUUCGUGGAUUGUGAUUGGACUGCUAGCUGGCUGGCUGGCUGACCUGACUUGACCUGACCUGAGCCAACAUGAUUUACAUUUUCCUUGUUGACACUGGCACCAUGAUCUUUGACAUGAACCUGGCACUGGAGAGAUCAGUGAGGGGCUGCUGGAACCAGGGAGGGAAGAGGUCAGCGCUGUGCUUGAAGAGGUAGACCGGCCACAGAUGAAGGAGGUGAAGGGCUGUGUGGCCUGGAGCAGCUCAUGCAUGAUGCUGCCUAUGUGGUGCAGGAGCAGAGCAAUUUCUCCCAGAAGACAAAGUUUUGCCCAGAGAGUGACCUGCUGCUUUGUGGAGUGAUGCCCCCAGAAGCUGCCAGACCAGCCUUCCACAAGUCUCUCAAGACACCAUUAACCACACCGUCUGAAGAUGCACAUGGCUUUGCAGUGGCACCACACCACAGGCUGGUGACUCCUGUGCACCACUUGAUGGAGAAUAGUGUGUCUGUUGGCAGAGUGGUGAGAUCAGUGUUCAUCUCGUUUUACUCAGUAGGAAGCAUGUUCACUGGGUUCAAACUGUGCCUCAUGUAUGCACAUUUGAUAAGACCACUCUUCUGACACUCUAAUAGGCAGGGCAGCAGCAGCAGGAGCAGCACUGUUAGUGUUCAAGCUUCACUAUCUUUGACCAUAGUGUUUAAAUAUACUAUGUUGGUUUGUUUAUUAGCAUUCAGAUUAAUUUGCUUUGCUUAGUCUUCAUUUGUUCUUUAUUUUGUGUUGGUAUAAUAUAUAUAUAUAUAUAUAUAUAUAUAUAUAUAUAUAUAUAUAUAUAUAUAUAUAUAUAUAUAUAUAUAUAUAUAUAUAUAUAUAUAUAUAUAUAUUUACAAGAUUAAUUUUUUUCAUUGUGUUUAUUGUGUUGCAAAUGUAUUCCUCUUUACAAGCAGUCUGUUGUAGGUCAGUUCAAAGUGGAGCAUUUUGACUCACCAUACUCAUCAACCUGUGUCCUGUAUUUUGUGUAUAAGCUUCCAUAUCUGAGUUAUGCAUGUAAUACACUCUUCACUACAUUUAUACAUAUUGAGCCUCACUACAUUCAUGCAGGAUGGAAGAAAAUUAAGCUUGACCAUUUUGUGUGAUCAUUCUUUAUUGUAGGCACAGUACAAGAUGAUGCAGUACUUGUAUAUGUAAUGCUGUGUGUGUGUGUGUGUGUAUGUGUGUGUGUGUGAGGGGGACAGUUAUUGGUGAGGGGCUGUGAGGAGUCACUGUGGGUUCAUAAACAUACUGUGGGGGACAUACUGUGGGCUGUGGAGAGAGAGAGAGAGAGAGAGAGAGAGAGAGAGAGAGAGAGAGAGAGAGAGAGAGAGAGAGAAGGGGGGAGGAAAGGCAGCUGGAGGAGUGAACAGCUGCACCAGAGCCCACCACUGCUGACUACUACUACUACUACUACUAAUAUUACUACUACUGCUGCUGCUGUUAUUCCUCUCCUCUUCCUAGCACAGCAGCAAACUCUGGGGUCCUGCCAUAGUGCUGCUCCCUCCUGCAGGACACGUUUCCAUCUUUACAUUCUGGACCUGUGCAUGGACUUGUGUCUUGGUAAACCUCACUGCAGCCACUGCCUUUGCUGUGGCUGUGUGCUGUGUGUGGUGGCCGGUGACAGACAGCAGGGCAGCCGCCCCCAUGCUGCAGCUGGCUGGCAGGAGGGAGGGGCAAGCUGGCCACCCUCUCUGUCACCACCUGCUGGGGAAAGAGCACCAUUAUUAUCAUCUUUGUUUUCCUUCUUUUUCCAUUUGUUUUCCUUCACAAUUUGCAAGAAAUGGUCACAGAGUUUGUUCUGUUGUUAUUGUUGGUUGUUUAUUAUUAAAUGACAUGUUUAUUGUGUUGUUGUUUACCUGUUAGUUGUUGUUGUUUGUGUGUAUGAUUGAUGAAUAAAGGGAGUGCACAGU